This is a messenger RNA of Anoplopoma fimbria (sablefish), 2320 nucleotides long. RefSeq names its product kelch-like family member 18 (gene klhl18). Lineage: Eukaryota; Metazoa; Chordata; Actinopteri; Perciformes; Anoplopomatidae. Gene Ontology annotation, molecular function: protein binding. The record is from RefSeq and is a predicted model, not a curated record.
GAUGCAGCUGAACAUGGGGGACAGGGUCUGUGAGGAGCUCGAGGACUUGGUUCACUUCUCAGUUGAUGAUCUGCCCGCACGAGGCUAUGUCGUCAUGGAGGAGAUCCGACGUCAGGGGAAGCUCUGUGACGUCACGCUCAAGGUCGGGGAUCAUAAGUUCAGCGCUCACCGGAUCAUUCUGGCGGCCUCCAUCCCGUACUUUCAUGCCAUGUUCACCAUGGACAUGGUGGAGUGUAAACAGGACGAGAUCUUGAUGCAGGGCAUGGACCCCAGUGCUCUGGAGGCUCUGAUAAACUUUGCGUACAGCGGCCAUGUUGCCAUUGACCAGCAGAACGUUCAGUCUCUCCUGAUUGGCUCGAGCUUCCUGCAGCUGCAGAACGUUAAAGACGCCUGCUGCUCCUUCCUGCAGGAGAGGUUGCAUCCUAAGAACUGUCUGGGUGUGCGACAGUUUGCAGAGACCAUGAUGUGCACGACUCUGUACGACUCGGCCAACAGCUUUCUCCAUCAGCACUUUGUGGAGGUUUCUGUGUCCGAUGAGUUUCUAGGUCUGAGGACGGAGGAGGUGCUGGAGCUGGUCGGCUGUGACGAACUCAACAUUAAAGCAGAGGAACAGGUGUUUGAGGCAGUGCUGGCCUGGGUUCAUCAUGACCAGGACCUGAGGGAGUCCGUGCUGCCGGAGCUGCUGUCAAAGAUCAGACUUCCUCUGUGUCGACCUCAGUUCCUGUCAGACAGAGUCCAGCAGGAGGAACUGGUACGCUGCUGCCAUAAAUGCAGAGAUCUUGUGGAUGAAGCUAAAGAUUUCCACCUGAUGCCAGAACGUCGUCCUCACCUUCCCGCCUUCAAGACAAGACAAAGGUGCUGCACGUCCAUUACAGGACUCAUCUACGCUGUGGGAGGACUCAACAGCUCAGGUGACUCCUUAAACGUGGUCGAAAUGUUUGAUCCAAUCGGGAACUUCUGGGAGCGCUGUCAGCCAAUGAGAACAGCUCGCAGCAGAGUGGGCGUGGCAGUUAUAAACGGCCUGCUGUACGCCAUUGGUGGAUACGACGGCCAAUCACGACUUAGCACGGUGGAGGUUUACAACCCGGAGACGGACAGUUGGACCCGUGUGUCGAGCAUGAAUAGCCAGCGCAGCGCCAUGGGAACGGUUGUGAUUGACGGUCAUAUCUACGUCUGUGGUGGCUACGACGGAAAAUCAUCUCUGAACUCUGUGGAGUGUUACUCUCCAGAGACCGACAGGUGGACGGUGGUGACGGAGAUGAGUGCCAGUCGCAGUGCUGCAGGUGUGACGGUGUUUGACGGACGCAUCUUUGUCUCUGGCGGCCAUGACGGUUUACAGAUCUUCAACACGGUGGAGUACUACAACCACCACACUAACCGGUGGCACCCCGCGGCGGCCAUGAUGAACAAGCGGUGCCGUCACGGGGCGGCGGCUCUGGGCAGUCACAUGUACGUGGCGGGGGGGUACGACGGCUCGGGCUUCCUGAGCGGGGCGGAGGUGUUCAGCGGCGCGGCGGGGCAGUGGAGCCCCCUGGUGGCCAUGAACACGCGGCGCAGCAGAGUGUCGCUGGUCUCCACGUCAGGACGCCUGUACGCCGUGGGCGGCUACGACGGGCAGUCCAACCUCAGUUCGGUGGAGAUGUACAACCCCGACACCACCCGCUGGACCUUCAUGACCCCCAUGCUCUGCCACGAGGGGGGGGUGGGGGUCGGCUGCGUCCCGCUGCAGCCCGCCUAAACCCUCCAAUCAGAGGCUGACGAUUGGUGCGUUACUGACGGUCGCGGCGAGAAGACGGCGUCCUCCGCCGACGCUCGCUGGGCUUCAUCGGUACGACGGCCGGCUCAGACCUGCACACUGACGCCGGGCCUGUGGGAUUCUGGGUAAAAACUGUAGAGCUAGCCCGCGGAGGAUAGCUGCUAGCAUUGUGCUAUUAGAGAGCGGACCGAUUAAUGUUCAAUAUUGAUUCUAUACUACGACAGGAAGGCACUUCCUCUUCAGAACAAAGCUGCUGAUACAGGAGGACCGCUCGGACCCGUUCUCAGUGACCUCACUGUUUUAUUGAUCGACUGUCAUCAAAGAGUGUGAUUGACAGGAAAUGGAGCGGCAGACACAUGGAGAAGACAGAAACGUGUCUGUGUUUAUGAGAGCGAGUGAGACAUCUGUCUGAAGUCCUCACACUGGUCCAGGUGGCUUCAGUGCUGACGCCGUGCUGACGCCGUGCUGGAGGCCGUGCUGGAGGCCGUGCUGAGGCCGUGCUGACGGCGUGCUGACGGCGUGCUGACGGCGUGCUGACGGCGUGCUGACGGCGUGCUGGAGGCC